AUGGAGCCCUUCCUCAGGAAGCAGCGGACCUUCCUGUCCUUCUUCUGGGACAAGAUCUGGCCGGCGGGCGCGCCGCGGUUGCCGGACCCGGACUCCGACGCCGACGUGGAGCCGGAACCCGCGGCAGCGGAGCCCCCCACCGCGGAGCCCUGCAACCCCCCGGCCCCCGCGCAGCUCUUCAGGGCUGACUUCACGGCGCGGAGCGCGGAGGAGCUGAGUGUCAGCCGCGGGGAGAGGCUGCACGCCCUCAGGGAGGAGGGCGGCUACAUCCUCGCCCGCAGGCUCGCGGGCUGGCCCAGCACGGGGCUGGUGCCCAUCACCUACGUGGCCAAGGCCGCCCCUGAGACGCUCUGGAACCAACCCUGGUACUUCAGUGGCAUCAGCCGAACCCAGGCCCAGCAGCUGCUCCUGUCCCCACCCAACGUGCUGGGGGCCUUCCCCGUCCGGCCCAGCGAGAGCAGCCACGGGGACUACUCACUGUCAGUCUGGGCCCGGACCAAAGUCCACCACUACCGCAUCUCCAAAGCAGCCAAUGGCAGCCUCUACCUGCAGAAGGACCAGCUCGUCCCCAGCCUGGAGGAGCUGCUGGCCUAUUACAAGGCCCACUGGAAGCUGAUCCAGAACCCAUGGCUACAGCCCUGUGUGCCCCAGAAGCCCCCUGAGCAGGACGAGUGGGAGCGACCCCGCUCUGAGUUCACCCUGCGGAGGAAGCUGGGUGAAGGCUACUUCGGGGAGGUGUGGGAAGGCCUGUGGCUGGACUCCAUGCUCGUGGCGGUCAAGGUCAUCAGACCAGCUGACGUGAAGGUUGCCGACCUGGCCCAGGAGAUCCAGAUGCUCAUGAGCCUGGGGCGCGAGCGCCUCAUCCGGCUGCACGCGGUGUGCUCCGCGGGCGAGCCGGUGUACAUCAUCACCGAGCUCAUGCGCAAGGGCAGCCUGCAGGCCUUCCUGGGCAGCCCCGAAGGCCAGGCCCUGAGCCCGCCCCUCCUGCUGACCUUUGCCUGCCAGGUGGCCGAGGGCCUGAGCUACCUGGAGGAGCAGCGCAUCGUGUACCGGGGCCUGGCCGCCAAGCACCUGCUCGUGGGUGACAACCUGGCCUGCAAGGUGGCUGACUUUGGCCUGGCCCGGCUGCUCAAGGACGACGUCUACUCCCCACGCAGCAGCUCGAAGAGCCCCGUCAAGUGGACGGCGCCCGAGGCGGCCAACUACCGCGUGUACUCACACGUCUGGUCCUUUGGGGUCCUGCUCUACGAGGGCUUCACCUACGGCCGGCGUCCCUACCGAGGAACGAGCAACCACGAGACCCUGCAGCAGAUCUCGAGAGGGUACUGGCUGCCGCGCCCGGCCGCCUGCCCCGCCAAGGUCUACGCGCUCAUGGUGGGGUGCUGGAGGGGCCGCCCCGACGAGCGGCCGGACUUCGCCACGCUGUGGGGUGGUUCUUUGGCCGGAUCUCUCACUCGGAAGCCCUGCACCGACUGCAGGCCGCGGCCCCACCUGGGCCUGACUUUGGGGCUCCUGGUCCCUAAACCCUUCGUGCGUGCAGAGCCCGGCCCCUCCGGCCUGUCCCCUCCGCUGCGCUUGCGGGACCAGCAGACCGUUCGCCACUACAAGAUCUGGUGGCAGGACGGCCAGUUGCACCUCAACGAGACUGUGUCCUUCCCCAGCCUGCCCGAGCUCGUGGACCACCACGAGGCCCAGAGCCUGUCCCACGGCCUGUGGCAGACCUCGCCCCGCCGAAAGCAUGAGCCGGAGCCCCUGCCCCACCGUGACGACUGGGAGAGGCCGCGGGAAGAGUUCAUGCUCUGCGGGAAGCUGGGCUUCUGGCUACUUUGGGGAGGUCUUCGAAGGGCUCUGGAAGGACAAGGUCCGAGUGGCCAUCAAGCUGACCUUCUGCGUCAGCGCACGUUCCAGUUGGAGCUCCAGGCCAUGAAGAACCUGCGGCACAAGCACAUCCUGGCACCGUACGCUGUGGCGUCCGUGGGGGACCCCGUGUACAUCAUCACAGAGCUCCUGCCCAAGGGGAGCCUGCUGGAGCUGCUGCGGGACUCUGAUGAGAAAACCCUGCCCAUCUCGGAGCUGCAGAAUUACAUCCACGGGAACCUGGCCGCCAGGAACAUCCUCGUGGGGGAAAACAACAUCUGCAAAAUUGGGGACUUCGGGCUGGCCAGGCUCAUCAAGAAGAGCGUCUACCUCUCCCACGACCACAGCAUCCCUUACAAGUGGACUGCCCCUGAGGCACCCUCCCGAGGGCAUUACUCCAUCAAAUCUGACAUCUGGUCCUUCGGGGUUCUCCUCCAUGAGAUUUUCAGCAGGGGUCACACGCCCUAUCCAGGCCCCGUUUUGGCUGCCGGGGGCCACGGACCCCCGGGGUUGGGGGGCCCUGCCCAGAGUGUGCCUUACAAGAGGCUACAGGAGACGCCGCCCUUACUGGAAGGCACGUGGGACACAGCAGGGCGUGUGAGCUGCUCCACACCAGUCUGA
This is a messenger RNA of Balaenoptera acutorostrata (minke whale), 2478 nucleotides long. It is a transcript of the gene SRMS, whose product is annotated as src-related kinase lacking C-terminal regulatory tyrosine and N-terminal myristylation sites. The record is from RefSeq and is a predicted model, not a curated record. Gene Ontology annotation, molecular function: ATP binding; signaling receptor binding; non-membrane spanning protein tyrosine kinase activity. NCBI's taxonomy places the organism in Eukaryota, Metazoa, Chordata, Mammalia, Artiodactyla, Balaenopteridae. Gene Ontology annotation, cellular component: extrinsic component of cytoplasmic side of plasma membrane. Gene Ontology annotation, biological process: cell differentiation; innate immune response; cell surface receptor protein tyrosine kinase signaling pathway.